Molecule: messenger RNA, 1602 nt
Organism: Quercus robur (English oak)
Lineage: Eukaryota; Viridiplantae; Streptophyta; Magnoliopsida; Fagales; Fagaceae
Exons: 2
Coding region: 495-968 (157 amino acids)
Source: RefSeq, a predicted model, not a curated record
UUGAGUUACCUACUUAGCAUUGUGCUGAGGAAGAGUCAACCUCCUCACGCUUGGCUCUUGAAGAAUUAGUCAAGGUAGUUGAAGUUUUGGAUUCCGACGAGGACUUUAAAGCCUUUAACCAGCCUCGAUCCCCAGAAUCUCCAGGUGCAACAUUCAGCCACCUUUCCCCUACUAAAGUCAGUAGUGCUCAAGAAUCUUCCAACGUCCCUGAUGUAAUAAUGCUAUAGAGGAAGCCAAAGACCAACUGGCUUGAGCUUCUUGAAUCUCGUGCAGGAGGGUCAGUCCCCAAGGUAGUCAUCCAGACCUGACCUCUAAUUCCCCUCCCCAUCCAUACUUCUUUGUCUAAGCCCGUAGACAAGAAAAGGAAAUUGGACAGGAAGGGUAAAGAUGUGGUUGAGGAAGGAGAAGUCAUCCCCUCUAAAGAUCUUGAGCCCCAUAAAUGGGCCAAAAUAACUAAAGGGACACAAAAGAAGUCCUCAGGCGAGGGGGCGAUCAUGGAAAGGGUGCCUGAUCACUGCCCUAGGGUCCAAAUCUGGAACCCUCCCUUAGAAUUGGAUAGAACUCCUCUUCUCCUAGACUCUUCCAUUAAAGACUUCCAGAAAGGGAAGACAAGCUAUGUGGCUAAUGCCUUGGAGCAGCCACAACUAUUGCCUCAAGAUAUGGCUGACUUGAGGACAUUAAAGAAACAUGAAGUAUUUCUAACCCUAAAAAGGGAUUUGGCUAUGGUGAUCCAAACAAUGCAUAUCCCAAAGGAGUGGGUAGAUAAUACCCAUAAACAAAUGAAGGAGAAGGAAGUACGGUGCGUAGCUACCGUUGAGGCAUUCACUGUGGCUGAGCAGAGGAUUAAGGACCUUAAUGUCAAACUGACUAAGGCAAAUAUGGACAAGAAGAGUGCGAAAGCAGCUCUAGUUGGGGCUGAGAGGCAAGCAGAGGAUCAACGCCAACACUUGCGCAGGGUUAGGGAUUAGCUGACCAUUGCUAAAGAGUAGAUAAAUGCUCUGAAGAAGAAAUUGGAGAAGGCAGAAGAGGCUACAGCCAAAGCCAAGCAGGAUGGAAUUGAUACUGGGGUGAAGGAAACUGAGAAAAACCUUAGGAUUCAGGUCACUGGAGUCUAUAGAGGCUACUACCUCCAGGUGUGGAACGAAGCACUGAACCAAGCUAGGGUGGAUCCUUCUUCAACACUAAGGAGGGCAGAAAAUGUCUUUCAUCCCCAUUGCCUAUCAUGUGGCAGGCCCCUCUAGCUCCCGAGCUAAAGUUGCUCCCAAAGCACUUGUGUCCAGUUAAGUUGCCCCUGCUAGUGCUCUUCUAGCCCCAAUUAUCCCUUCCAAAGAGGCUGACCAAGCAAGCGCUAUGAACAAAGAUAAGGAGCCAACCAAAGAGAAAGCUCCUAAGCCAGCCAAGCUCCCACCUGCACCCAAGGACUCCUCCAAGGAGAAGGGAGCGUCCCAGGGCCAGGUACUUGUACUUGCCUCACUCCUCUUCACUACCAAGGAGGAUCCUAAAAGCAAGGGUGCAACUCAAGCAACAGUGCCCGAGGCUUCUUCCCAGACUACGACAAAAGCCAACCCUCCUCCUCCCAAGACUACCUAGGAUUUUGCUUAU